Molecule: messenger RNA, 1329 nt
Organism: Clonostachys byssicola
Lineage: Eukaryota; Fungi; Ascomycota; Sordariomycetes; Hypocreales; Bionectriaceae
Source: the annotation of a GenBank genome assembly
AUGUCGGUCGCGGUGCCGUCGUCGAGGGCGAGCUUGCGCAGAGGGUCCAAGGUCCGGUUCAUCAACACAACCGCAAAGGACAUCGAAUUGUAUCGGCACCUGGCAUAUCUGAGCCUCCAGCAACCCCAUUUCCUGGUCCGGCCGACGCCAAGUUUGCUCAAGAAGCCGCAGUUCGUUGUGAGAAACAUGGAUCUAGUUCACUACUUCCACGCAGACGCGCAUCUGUCGCUGGUAGCGUUCAGCCCCAACACGGCAGACAUCCGAGAUGCGUUGAUACGCAUGGCCUUCGCGAGCGAUACAGACGCCGGGCGCGCCCUUCUCUACGCACUCCUCGCCGUCUCGGCGCUGCGUCGCAGCGGCUUUCACGAGGAGACGCUUCGGUUCAAGGUGGCAGCUCUACAUGCGCUUUCUAAAUCUUCCGGCGUCGCCAGCUUAGGCACGACGGAGUCUGUUCAGCAUGUGGCCGCGUGCAUGCUCCUAGGAGCCUUCGAGAUCUUAUUACCUUCAGAUAGCUCAGGGGAAUGGAUUUGGUACAUCAGAGGAGCGAUGGACAUCAUCCGCGAGACUCAACUGACAAUGGUGGGAACGGAAGCAGACAUCAACAUUCUUCUAGACUGGACAUAUUACCAUUACUCUCUCUCAACGUUCACCAUCAGCCAUUGGAGGAAUAAGGCCGUCAUUCUGGACUCCUCCCCCAACCCAACCGUUUGCGAACCAGUAGGUGGGAAGGACACUCUCGUGGCCAUUGACAAACAGCUAUUUCGCUCCCCAAACCCCACCCACGAGAUCUUGAAUCUUCUCGCGGAAGCAUGCGACACGCUGCUCUCCAGAUCAGAUCCGCGGAGCCAAGAGGAGGGCUACAAGAACCAGCUAAAACAACUCGAGCAUCGCAUCGAGAGCAUACCCGUCACGCCGGACAUGAGCACCGACGGCGCCGAGCUCUCCGGCCUCAUCAAGCUGUACAAGCUCUCCACGCUCAUCUACGUCAUCCGCGCAGGCCAGACCACCUGGGAGGCCACGACGCGGCUGGACAACCUGGUGAACCGCGCGUUCCAGGUCCCGAUCGGGCAGCCGGGUUGCUACCACUUCUUCCCGCUCUUCAUCGUGGCCUGCGAGGCGCGGACCGACGAGCAGCGGGCGGCGGUGCUGGACCUGAUCGCGCGGACGGAGAGGAACUCGUUCAUGCGCAGCAUGAAGAUGCUCAAGGCUGGCAUCGAGGCCAUCUGGGUGCAGAGGGACCUGCACGCCGACGAGGAUCUGCUGAUGAAUUACAUGGAUUUGAUGAAUGUCGUCAUAAGCUCGAACUCGACUCUGCCUUCUUUCGUGUAA